Molecule: messenger RNA, 2151 nt
Organism: Helianthus annuus (common sunflower)
Lineage: Eukaryota; Viridiplantae; Streptophyta; Magnoliopsida; Asterales; Asteraceae
Exons: 4
Coding region: 520-2151 (543 amino acids)
Source: RefSeq, a predicted model, not a curated record
CUCUUCUUUCUGCCGUCACAUUCCCACCCCCUAUCCUAUUUUUUUCUUUUUUUUUUCUCUGUUGAACAUGUCUUCAUCACAUGUGCACCCUGCUGUUACUGUUACUAAUAUCAAGAAUGCCAUUCCACUUAUACUUGAUAUGCAAACAGGUCAUUACAACACCUGAGCCGAGUUAUUUACCCUUAACUGUCGUGCACACGAUGUUCAUGAUCCUCUCCUCCCAUGUGAAACAUCAUCAUCAUCCGAUUCUACCACCAACAAAGACAAAGAAGCCCCCAACCCACCUACACCGAAUCAUGGGAACGUAUCGACGCCAUUGUUCUACAAUGGAUUUACGGUACCAUCUGGAACGACCUACUACACACCGUUAUGAAACCCAAAACAUCGGCCUACGAUGCUUGGUGCACCAUUAGAAACCUUUUUCUUGACAACCAAGCCUCUCGUACCAUACACGUACAAAAUAAAUUCGCCAAUACCCGUCUUGAACAGUUCACCGACAUGUCCUCAUAUUGCUAGGCCAUGAAACUAAUUUUUGACCAACUCACUAGCCUCGGCUCCAACACCACCGAGAACCAAUUGGUCCUACAAAUCCUAGCCGGCUUGAACGAUCAAUACGAAAGUACUUCCCUUAUUCUCCAACAAACCCAACCGCUACCCGGCUUCUACAACACCCGGUCCCGUCUUUGUCAGGUUGAAGACCAUAAAAACACACAAGCCAAACUUUCUGCCCAAGCCACCGGCACUGCCUUAACGCAACUACCGAUGACCCAAACCGACCACCUCCACAAAACCGAUACUCCUCUGACACUCGCUCACGUAACCGUGGACAUGGUCGCGGACGUGGUCGGGGUCGGCAGAAUUAUAACCGUGGCCAAGGACAGACAAACUACAACCAAAACUAACCCUACGGCCCACACUAUUCUUGGCCCACUCCACCUCAACACCCAUGGACUCCCUGGCCCAACUACCCACCCUGCCCAUACCCAUCCAGCCCAUCCCGAUCAGCGCCAGCCCAGCACAACGACUCAGGCCCAAGCAUGUUGGGCCCGCGUCCCUCCUCUAACAACUCGGCCCAAUCCUAUGCAGCCUCCUACUCACCAACCGACAUUGCUCAAGCCCUCUACAACUUGGCUAUUCAUCAGAAUGACCAGUCAUGGACCAUGGAUACAGGUGCUUCAGGACCUUCGGACCAAGAAACCUAUCCUACAGUGCAAUAGCUCGGGGGACCUCUACACGCUCAGCCCAUCCAACAUCACUAACCUUCAGUCUGCGUCCACUUUUGCAGCGAUAUCUCAAGACACUUGGCAUCAAAGGCUAAGCCACCCUGGCCCAGCCAUUUUACAAAGUUUAAAAACUUCUGAAUUUAUUAAGUGUGGUUCUUUGCAUAAUAAAGUUUGUUCAUCGUGUAUUUUUGGCAAACAUAUUCGGCUUCUUUUUGCUAAAUCAAUUACAAGUACUACUAUGCCAUUUGAUCUUGUUCACAGUGAUGUCUGGACUUCUCCAAUUAUUAGCAAUGGCGGCCAUCGCUAUUACAUGUCUUCUCGUAAGCUAUCCGACACUCUCAAGAGAUCCAGGGAAAAGUCUCAAAAAAAGAUGAUAUCCUUCAUGGCUGACCAGAUUGCUCGCGUCGUGCCAAAGAUCAUCUCUGAGAUCCAAGGAUCAAACACUCCUCCAUCCUCUGCUGAUUCUAAGACAGAGAAGACUAGGAGUGCAACGGGAAUGUUUCAAGGCAGAGCUCUAGAGUGGUGGUCGAAUGAGAGAAACAUCUGCUCUAACGAAGAAGCCUAUGCUCUUCCAUGGUCCGGGGUGCGAGAAUUAAUGAUGCUUGAAUUCUGCCCUCCCCAUGAACAACUGAAGCUCGAAGAAGAGUUUUGGCACUUAAAGCAGAUUGGUGAUGAUAAUCUGGCUUAUACUACUUGUUUCAAGCAGCUCAGCUUAAUCGUUCCUCACUUGGUUUCCACUCCUAAGCGCAUGAUAACCAAGUACAUCAAUGGUCUACCUCCUACUAUUGAGGAAGUCUACCGUCUUGCAGCCAGUCUCAACAACAACCGCGUUCGUGAUAAGCAGUUUGCUAACCCUGCUCCUUCUAAGUCUGCACAUCAAGUUACCCAGCAGCCAAGUGGCAGCAAGAAUAAGAGGAGAAAGUCAUAG